Leopardus geoffroyi (Geoffroy's cat) is the source of this 5459-nucleotide messenger RNA. It is a transcript of the gene PLD1, whose product is annotated as phospholipase D1. The coding region runs from base 180 to 3404 and encodes 1074 amino acids. Lineage: Eukaryota; Metazoa; Chordata; Mammalia; Carnivora; Felidae. The transcript has 27 exons. Gene Ontology annotation, molecular function: phosphatidylinositol binding; D-type glycerophospholipase activity. Gene Ontology annotation, biological process: cell motility; phosphatidic acid biosynthetic process; regulation of microvillus assembly. The record is from RefSeq and is a predicted model, not a curated record.
GAACAAACUGCUUUCCUUGUGUUUGUGGAUUCCCUGGGUAGUCCGAGUCCUCCCCUCUGGGCUGGAUCAGCUGCUUUGGAGAUUAGUUUCAUAGUAAAGAUUCUUUCUGUAAAGCAGUAUGGAGGGACUGCUUUCACAGGGGCACCAGCCCCUUUGCUCUUGCCCUGUCUGAAGCCAACAUGUCACUGAAAAAUGAGCCAAGAGUAAAUACCUCUGCACUGCAGAAAAUCGCUGCUGACAUGAGUAAUUUGAUAGAAAAUCUGGACACACGGGAGCUGCACUUUGAGGGAGAAGAGGUGGAUUAUGAUGUGUCUCCCAGCGACCCCAAGAUACAGGAAGUGUGUAUUCCUUUCUCUGCUAUUUAUAAGACUCAAGGAUUUAAGGAGCCUAAUAUACAGACGUAUCUCACCGGCUGUCCAAUAAAAGCCCAAGUUCUGGAAGUGGAGCGCUUUACAUCUACAACAAGGGUACCAAGUAUCAAUCUUUACACUAUUGAAUUAACACAUGGGGAAUUUAAAUGGCAAGUUAAGAGGAAAUUCAAACACUUUCAAGAAUUUCAUAGAGAGCUGCUCAAGUACAAAGCUUUUAUCCGAAUCCCCAUUCCCACCAGAAGGCACACAUUUAGAAGACAGAAUGUCAAAGAAGAGCCUCGAGAGAUGCCAAGUUUGCCCCGUUCAUCUGAAAACAUGAUCAGAGAAGAACAAUUCUUCGGUAGAAGGAAACAACUGGAAGACUAUUUGACAAAGCUACUGAAAAUGCCCAUGUAUAGAAACUACCAUGCAACAACAGAAUUCCUUGACAUAAGCCAGCUGUCUUUCAUCCAUGAUUUGGGACCAAAGGGCAUAGAAGGUAUGAUAAUGAAGAGAUCCGGGGGACACAGAAUACCAGGCUUGAAUUGCUGUGGUCAGGGAAGAGCCUGCUACCGCUGGUCAAAAAGGUGGUUGAUAGUGAAAGAUUCCUUUUUACUGUAUAUGAAACCAGACAGUGGUGCCAUUGCCUUCGUCCUGCUGGUAGAUAAAGAAUUCAAAAUCAAGGUGGGGAAGAAGGAGACAGAGACAAAAUACGGGCUCCGAAUUGAUAAUCUUUCAAGGACUCUUAUUUUAAAAUGCAACAGCUAUAGACAUGCUCGGUGGUGGGGAGGGGCUAUAGAAGAAUUCAUCCAGAAAUAUGGUACCAACUUUCUCAAAGACCAUCGAUUCGGGUCCUAUGCUGCUAUCCAAGAGAAUACAUUAGCCAAAUGGUACGUUAAUGCCAAAGGAUAUUUUGAAGAUGUGGCAAAUGCAAUGGAAGAGGCACAAGAAGAGAUUUUUAUCACGGAUUGGUGGCUGAGUCCAGAAAUCUUCCUGAAACGCCCGGUGGUUGAAGGAAAUCGUUGGAGGUUGGACUGCAUUCUUAAACGAAAAGCACAAGAGGGGGUGAGAAUCUUCAUAAUGCUCUACAAAGAGGUGGAACUUGCUCUUGGAAUCAACAGUGAAUACAGCAAGAGGACUUUAAUGCGUCUACACCCCAACAUAAAGGUGAUGAGGCACCCAGAUCAUGUAUCAUCCAGCGUGUAUCUGUGGGCUCAUCAUGAGAAAAUUGUUGUCAUCGACCAGUCAGUGGCUUUUGUGGGUGGGAUCGACCUGGCCUAUGGAAGGUGGGAUGACAACGAACACAGACUCACGGACGUGGGCAGUGUGAAGCGUGUCACUGUAGGACCAUCUCUGAGUUCCUUCACAGCUGAAACAACAGAGUCCAUGGAAUCCUUAAGCCUUCAAGAUAAAAACAAAGCUAGUAACAAUCCGCCCACCCUGAGGAGCGUUGAUGAUAUGGAUUCAAAACUGAAAGGAGUAGGAAAAUCCAGAAAGUUCUCGAAAUUUAGCCUCUACAGACAUCUCCACAGGCACCACCUGCACGAUGCAGACAGCAUCAGCAGCAUCGACAGUGCCUCCAGUUAUUGUAAUCACUGUAGAAGUCGUCAGAAUUUAAUCCAUGGUUUAAAACCCCACCUGAAACUCUUUCACUCUUCCAGUAAGUCUGAGCAGGGACUCACUAGACCUAAUGUUGACACCAGCUCCCUCCGCAGUUUACAGACAGGCAUGGGAGAGCUCCAUGGGGAAACCAGGUUCUGGCAUGGAAAGGACUACUGCAAUUUUGUGUUCAAAGACUGGGUUCAACUUGAUAAACCUUUUGCUGAUUUCAUUGACAGGCACUCCACUCCCCGGAUGCCAUGGCAUGACAUUGCCUCUGCAGUUCACGGGAAGGCAGCUCGUGACGUAGCACGUCACUUCAUCCAGCGCUGGAACUUCACGAAGAUAAUGAAAUCAAAGUAUCGGUCCCUUUCGUAUCCUUUUCUGCUUCCAAAAUCUCAAACAACAGCCCAUGAGCUGAAAUAUCAAGUGCCUGGGUCUGUCCAUGCCAAUGUACAGUUGCUCCGCUCUGCUGCUGAUUGGUCGGCUGGUAUAAAGUACCAUGAAGAGUCCAUCCACACUGCUUAUAUCCAUGUGAUAGAGAACAGCAAGCACUAUAUCUACAUAGAGAACCAGUUUUUCAUAAGUUGUGCUGAUGACAAAGUUGUGUUCAACAAGAUAGGUGAUGCCAUUGCUCAGAGGAUCCUGAAAGCUCACAGGGAAAACCAGAGAUACCGGGUGUAUGUUGUGAUACCGCUGCUGCCAGGAUUUGAAGGAGACAUUUCAACGGGUGGAGGAAAUGCUCUGCAGGCAAUAAUGCACUUCAACUACAGAACCAUGUGCAGAGGAGAAAAUUCCAUCCUUGGGCAGUUAAAAGCAAAGCUUGGCAAUCAGUGGAUAAAUUACAUAUCAUUCUGUGGCCUUAGAACGCAUGCAGAGCUUGAAGGAAACCUAGUCACUGAGCUCAUCUAUGUCCACAGCAAGUUGCUAAUUGCUGAUGACAACACUGUUAUUAUUGGCUCUGCCAACAUAAACGACCGAAGCAUGCUGGGGAAGCGUGACAGUGAAAUGGCUGUCAUUAUACAGGACACAGAGACAGUCCCUUCAGUAAUGGAUGGGGAAGAAUACCAAGCUGGCCGGUUCGCCCAAGGACUUCGGCUGCAGAGCUUCAGGGUUGUCCUUGGCUAUCUUUCUGACCCAAGCGAAAACAUUCAGGAUCCAGUGAGUGACAAAUUCUUCAAGGAGGUAUGGGUUGCAACGGCAGCUCGAAAUGCUACAAUUUAUGAUAAGGUGUUCCGGUGCCUUCCCAAUGAUGAAGUACACAAUUUAAUUCAAUUGAGAGACUUUAUUAGCAAACCCAUAUUAGCAAAGGAGGAUCCCAUUAGAGCCGAGGAAGAACUGAAAAAGAUCCGUGGGUUCUUGGUGCAAUUCCCCUUUUAUUUCUUGUCUGAAGAAAGCCUACUGCCUUCCGUUGGAACCAAAGAAGCCAUAGUGCCCACAGAGGUUUGGACUUAAGGGUUCUAUUCAUUUGCAGCUCAAGAACUCCCACCUCGAAAGGUACACUGCACACACAGUGACAUUCUGGAGACCCUCACAGCCAAAGCCAGCCCCGAUGCACUAUUGUAUCCAACCCACAGACCCUUUGGAUUGGCUGGGCAGGGCUGUGGUCCUACUGAUAGAAGGAUGCUGAACAUCAGGUGGGCUUUAUAAUUCCUCGUGCUUAUCCUUGUAAAAAGGGACUGCAUUCUUAAUGGUAGCAUAUGCUCAACAACUUAAACACAUACUCAAAUUCCAUGAUGUACAUCAAAAUGCAUUUCCUUUACUAACAAGAAUUUACCUGUACCUGUGAUCCAGGUAGCCAAAAAUUGUCUAAACCUUUUUGUUCUCCUCUGACCUUCAUUUAUGCAGCUGGUGACUGACUGCUGGACCUGCCCUCAUUUCAUAGUGCAUACAGACACCGUUUGAGACAUUGUUUAAUAAUAGAAGAUGUGAGGCUGCUUCCAGGUUCUUCAAGGUUACUUGAGAUACCCCUGCCCAUCUGAUCCUGAAGUCAUAGUGUUUACCCACCCAAGAUGUGGGCCUUAUUCCUUUUCAGUGACUGAAGGCACAGGGCAGAUGCUAUGUACAUAGCAGCCCAUGUAAGGCACUUCUGAUAACAUUGACACUAUAGAUCUUAACACCACAGAGGAAUAGGAAGGAAUUAAAUUUGGUUAUUGAGGCAGAGAUUUCACUUUGCCUCCAAAGGCAGUGACAAGAUAUGUUCUUUUGAUAGGGCCCACCUGAUCAAAUUUGAAAACAUAUGUAGGAUAUUUCAUUACACAGCAACUGAUAAAACUCAGAGCAUGCAGCCUUCAGAAACCUCCAAGGUGUCAGCAGGGAUCUGAUUCAGACAAGAAGAGGAGAUUUCUUAUAGUCCUGGAAAAUGUCCUAUCAUCCUUAGCUGCUGGACUGAUUGAAAUUUGAGUUUCUGCAUUUGAAAAUCAGACCAGUGAAUGCAUUUUGUCUUUCAAGAGAAUCAGAGGCUUCAUAACUCCUACCACAUUAAUAAGUUAGGAGCCUAACCUUAGUUGACAUUCAGCUCUCCAGCUAUGUUAUCUUCUUUAAGAAAAAUUAAUUGAUUGCAAAAUAUGUGCUACUUAACUUGCAUUAUUCAAUAUACAUUAACAUUCCACCAGGCUUCUAAAGAGGUUAGGAUCUUUAUUAAUUCACAUCGUCCUGGUCUAUGAAUUGUUCUGGAAACCCGUUUUUCCUUUUUGAAUUCUAGCACACCCUUUGGUACACCAUAGCUCUAAUUUUACAAAGCAGAACUAUUCUUCUAGCCUAAAGAGCUGAUGUAGGUUCCCAAAAGGCCUGUGCUCAUAAAACAUGGUGUGGGGGCAUUGAUUACACACGUAUGGAUUACCUGGGCAGAACCUCAUUUGAGCCAUUCUUCAAAGAGGCAAGGACCCAAUCCAUUUUCGUGGAGCUAAUAGGCCAAUGGAAAAGGUUAAACAGGAGCACAAAGUCAAUAAUCUGGGUGGGUAGGAGAGAGUGUCACAUUCACAAAAGGAUUUCACAGCCAGAGAACAUUUCAGACCAAUGAGGUAGAACUGUGCUUUAUGAAUAAAUAGUUUCUCAGAUAGCUGAAGAUGGUGAAAAAUGACUUCAUUCUAUAGCAGCUGUACAUAAGACAUUUGCUAUUUAUGAAGUUUAGAUUGGCAUUGAAAGUGCUGAGUGUAUAUGGAAUACCUAAGGAUGUCUUAUACUUUACUUUUAAAUAUAUUGUAAACUGUAGAACAGUCAACAUGCUGGCUUUUGAUUUUGUGCAAGAUGCUCCUUUAACACCAUGAAAAAUAAAAGCCUAAAAGCACCCCUUCUCUUUUAAAAAAAAAUCACAUAAGCCAACCUCUCCCCAUUUUAUAGAUGAGGAAACUGAGGCCCAGAUUGUUUGAAGGACUCACUUGAGUUUCACUCAAUUGAGAGAUGGUGGAGGCAGGACUAAUGAACUUGCUGUGGUUCAUUACUGGCCUCUCCCUUGACUUCAACAUUGUCCAAAUGCAAGGAGAUGCAGUAAACAGAUUUCAGGCAGGA